This is a messenger RNA of Lytechinus pictus (painted urchin), 6580 nucleotides long. RefSeq lists its product as uncharacterized. The record is from RefSeq and is a predicted model, not a curated record. NCBI's taxonomy places the organism in Eukaryota, Metazoa, Echinodermata, Echinoidea, Temnopleuroida, Toxopneustidae. The coding region runs from base 56 to 2275 and encodes 739 amino acids. The transcript is spliced from 5 exons.
UUAGAAUGCGUGGAUUGUUGUGAAAGAUAUUCUUCAAACAGUUCUUGUGAAAGUCAUGAGCCACCGGAAGAGCUACACCUUGAGCCCUGAGCCAAGGGAGAGACUCCCGUCGUUCACUGAUGAAGGAACGUACAGAACGCAUUCAAAGGAAAGUGAAGCGAGUCCUGCGUUGACUGGUGGAAGCCAGACUCCAGGGAGCACUGGAGGAGAGGGGUUUAAAUAUGAAGAGGGCCAGGACAAUGUCCAGAGCUCUGGCGUGAGAAGAGCAACAGAAGACCUGGCUGGGUCACCUUUGAAGGAACCCGUAAUUCAGACAAAUAGUAAUAAUGCCUGCAACCUGGAAAGCUAUUAUUUCUUUGACAACCCUGGCACAAGUAAAUGUGAAGAAACGGUGAAGGAUAGGAGCAAUUUCAGAGACAUCUUUAGGAAAGUAUUAAACGAGAUUAGAUCAGGGAAAUCACCGAAAGCAACUCCUACAAAAACUGCAAGGCAAGAUGACAUCACUGCAGGAAGUAGGCUGGAUGGGGGCCAGUCGAAGAUGACUGGGAAACAGGAAAAGAGAAGGUAUAGUAGUCAGUCUGGGCACAAUGUUGGAUGCGAAUCAGAUGCAAUUGAUGAGAGAAUAGCCACAAACGAAUUACCAUGCCCCCAUGAUAUUGAUAGCAAGCAAGUUGGAAAACGGGACAUGAAUAUAUCUUCACAAAUGGAAAACACUGAAAUUAAAAGUGAAGGAAGUUAUGGUUGUUCGUCCGAUUCUUCUGAAGUUCAAAGUGUAGACCUACCUGCAACGCCUGGAAAUAUAUCCCAAGGAAAUUUUAGAGAUGGCCACCUUGCUUCUACAGCUGAGAGUUCUUGUCAAAUUCAUCCUGUUCUGGCCAAAGUUUCACUUGAAAAUUAUGAAAGCUCAAGUGGCCAAGCAAAGUUUUCACUUUGUGAUCGUGACAAAUCUAACAACAACCUUCGUGUUAGUUCCAAAACGUCAAUAGAUACCGACUGGAUUUUUGGUUUGUUUCCGUCAGAUCACAAACGAUCGUUUCAAUCUAAUAAUUCCCACAAUGAAGACAUUGAUCAUUCAGAUGAACCAAUAACCGGACAAAGCAAAAGAACCGCAUUGGCUGAAGAAUCUGUCCAAGGUAAAAGCAAUAGUUCAUGUAGUGCAAUAAAUAGUGCAAAACACAGUGCUUGCUUGAAAGAGAGCAAAACGACUCCUAGUGCAAUAUCGAUAGAUGGCAAGGGCGAACUUGGCAAAGAUUCUAAUGAAAAUGAUGAGAACUCUGGUGAUGAUUGCGGGAGGAAAGUUGAACAGAUUGGAAUUGUCGCCAUCCCGGAUCUCCAGGUUAGCUUAUGUGAGGAUGUAGAUCUUGUUGGAAAGACAGAAUCUGAGAGCCAUGAGAAACCUGAUUUUGGGGAUGAAAAACAAAAGUCCGGUGGUGACCUGGUAGUGGAUCGCAUCCAAUUCUCUCAGGUGGUUUGGACGGUGAUGCGGUACCUGAGUGACACCGCUCUUGAGAAAGCGAGACGAACAUUCUCAGUUGGCGACGACCAGUUGAUGAGGAUACGGCAGCAGCAACCGGCCGGCGCCAAGUCCACCAACUCCAACUCCAACAUCUUUGACUCCGUGAAGGAGGAAGAUGAGGCUACAGCCCCUCCUCCACUUCCAUCCUCCCCCCUGUUGCCAGGGCAACCCGCAGCCAAUCAGGAGAGUGCCUUUGAGGAUGUCUUUACACCCAACUCGCUGACGGAAACGCAGAAGAAAGCCCGCAAUAUUGCUCGGGAUUUGAAGGAUAAAAUGCGCUUUCUGCGAAGGCGUCAUACAGACAGUUCACUACGAGACACCAACAAAUUCAACUGCGAGAAGAUUUCUUUACUCGAGGUGGAGGACGUACGGAAAUGGGGCGAAUCAUUCGAAAACUUGUUGAGAGAUAAGAAUGGGCUGGAAGCGUUCAGAAAGUUCCUCCAAACCGAGUUCAGCGAUGAAAACAUUGAAUUCUGGUUGGCCUGCGAGGACUACAAGAAGCUCAAAUCCUCGAAGCUUUCUUCCAGAGCAAGGAAGAUAUACGACGAUUACGUCACGAUACAGGCCCCAAGAGAGGUUAACCUUGAUUCCAGGACGCGGCUGGAAACCGUCGACAAUCUGAGCGCACCAGACGAGCACACGUUCGACCAAGCCCAAAAGAGGAUAGAAGCGUUGAUGGAGAAGGACUCCUACCCGCGGUUUUUACGGUCCGAGAUUUAUCAGAAGCUCCUACGCGAGAGCAGUAAAAAGGGGAAGUGAUGAGGGCCCAGGUAGUUGCCAUUUGGCGGACUCAAUAUGAACCACAUCUUUUCACGUUUUUUAAUGUAUUAUAUAUAUUACGAAGAGACGUGUGUUAACUCUGUAGCGGUGAGAAGAGGAGGUGGAGCGAACCAAAGCACUUUUAGUCGUACACUCGUAGAGUUCUGCACCCGAGGGCUACAACAAUAGCUGCAUCAUUGACGCGUUGGGGAUCUUAUAAUAGUGCCCCCUCUGUUGUUGAGAUGAGAUUACUACAGAUGGAGAGUCUUUCCUCCAGCCAAGUUUGGAUUCAUGCUGAAUUGAAACUCUGGGAAGUUUUUCUGUUUGUUUAUAGUGAUAUCUCCGUAGCAACGGAUAAUCUUUGAUAGCCUAUCAUGAGAACUUGUACAUUUUUUAGAUAUUGUUUUUUUUUCUUUUUUAGCCAUUUGGAAACUGCUAUUCUGGCACCUGUCAAUCACAUAAGCAUCACCAUGACAACCAUCUAACAAUGCACCUGUGCACCAUGGUACAGACGACAGAAUCUUGCCACGUUUGUUACUGUAAUAUACCGCCCUCUGUAGACUGCAAUAAUAGCUAACGAUCACCCGGCCUGCUAGUGAAUAAGCAACUCGCCCACCCCCCUGAAUCUGUGUUAUGUGCAAUGUUAUUUAAUGGUGUUCUAGACUAUUUUAUAUACGAGUUGUAUAAGAAAAUCGUGUGCAGUAGAUGUAAAUGUUGAUAGGUAUUUUGCUCUUUUUGUUUGCUUACAAAUUGAUUCUCGAAUCGUGUGGGUAUACAGUAUGUGAUUUAUUCAAGGGAUUUCUAGGUAAAAUGUUUUGGUUGCUUGGGAUAUUUUUUUCCGAAAACUCCAGAAGUUUGAGACCUUUUUACAACUGCUGUAUGAAACUUUAGUGUAUUCCUACAUGUAGAUACAUUUUUUUAAUGUGUAUAUCAAACAGUGCAACUCAAAGCUGAUAGAAAAAAGUGCUUUGCAAGGUAUUUUCCUAAUUCGAACUAUAUUUGUCAUAUAAUAACAUCACUGCCAUAGUCUAGAAGAUAUGUCAAUAAUUAAUAUUUCUGACUUCUAAUGUUACCAAAAAAAUAUUCAGUAGUUGAAAAAAUUACUAUCAAUUCCAACAAAUAUUCUUUAUCAAAUUUCCUGCAAGGAUGAUAGGGAGAUGUGUUUUUGUUGUUGUAAGUUUUCAAAUAAAUUGGCAUCAAGUGUAUUCUUGUUCAGGAUUAAUGAUAGGAAAUUUGAAAUAUAUAUAUAUACUCCUGAAUGAAUUCGCUUAACUUGUUCCUUUAAGUCUGUUUUCCUGUCUCAAACCUACUUCUUCCCACUCCUUAUAUUCUUCUUCCUCUCUCAUCAAUAAAUUGUCCUUUUCUUAAUUUUUGUCUUAUGUUUAUCACUCCUACACAAGAAUACUCGUAGUCAUUAUAAAAACUUAUUCUUUUAUAUAAAUGAUACAAAAUUGUAGACAAAAGUAGGAAUUUCUUCUUUUUUUCAACAAACUGAAGCCAUUGAAACCCUUGUUCCUGUUGCCAUUCCAACUCCCCCUCUUUCUACCCACUCCAUCAUUUUAACUUCAUUAUCUCUUAUUGAACUUUUAUCUACCUUAUAAUCUUAAUAUCCCCACCUAUGUAUUCCUAAGCACAGUAAUUACAAACAGAUGCUAUUUCUUAGAAAAAAAAGUAAUUAUCUUAUUAAUCAUUUUGUGACCAAAGAACUUAUUGCUUUGGGAAAAAAGGGGGAGGCCAAUUAAAAUUUCCUGUUAUUCAGUUCAUUUUUAGUGACAUUCCUGCUAUAUAUAAGGAUUGUGGUUUGAAUUUCCAUCAAAGGAGCUGCCCAGCAUGUGUAUGGUUUAGACAACACAUGUGACAAUAACUAUAUGUAUUGUAAGCCAUUUGAUCAUUUAAUAAUAUCUUGUGUCAAGAAUGACAUUAUUGACACCAACAAAAAAAAAGAUUUCUAAUACUAAACUUUAGUGUUAAGCUCGGUGCAUACUAUGCGAUUUGAUACGAUGCAGCUUGUUAAUAAAUCAAAUUUUGCGUUGAAUGUGAAAGUUCCAAGAAGUAAAAUGAUUUUAUUUGAAGUUUGGCACUAUGUAAGGAAUAAUAAAAUCAUAAGUUUGUUUUGCGGCCAGCCCUGUGGUUCGAGUAAAGUCCAAAUUCUUGGCUUUAAGUGGAAGCCGAUGAUGACGUCAUUAUGAUUUGGAAAUGAAUUUGCUUUUAUUCCUACAGGGAGGCUCGCACUGGACUGAAUUUCGAUUUCAGUAGUCCAACCACUAUUCUGAAACUCUGAACGCCAAGAUUUCAUUGGUUGGAAUGUUCAUAUCGAAUGUUAUUACGAUUUCUUUGACAUUCAGAUCACAGCAAAUCGUAUAGUGUGCUGGGGGCUUUACUAAGGAAAUGGUUUAUUAAUAUCAAGAAUGGAAUUCUGGGUAUCAAGAAAUAGUAUUAAUUGAUAAAGUGGCUUGCCAUACAUAUAUUGGUUUAUAAAAUGGCUUGCCAUACUUAUAUUGGUAUAUGCUUGAUACUUCGUUUUCUAAGGUGUGACAUUCCUUAAAGCACCCUGGCCAAGGCAUCAACAUUACCCUUUUAUCAUCUGAAUUAAAUAGUAUCUACCAAAAAUCUGUAUGUGGGAGUGUCAAAUUAAAAUUCCGAAGCAAUCAUUUUGUAAUGUAAACUGGACAUUUUAAGUGCGACUCUAAUGGGGCGUUGCAAGAAACUUGCGAUCAAUUGCAAGUCUAUUUUCGUUCCUGAAAUCAAGCAUAUGCCGUGCAAUUAAUUGCAAAUUUGCGAUUGAUUGCUACUCUGCUCCAUGAAACAAGGAGUAUAAUCUGAUUUUCUAAAGUUAAAAGUGAUCAAUCAACUGGAGAAUUGCAACACAAUAAUUGCGAUGAUUGCAAAUAUUUUCUUGCAACACCCCCUAAGUCAUACUCAACUAUUUGUAAAACACCAACCUGAUUUCUAAAUAAGUUUUUCUCAUAACUCAAACUAGAUAUUUCAUGGACCACUCAGAAGAGAAUGCACACAUUCUCCAGUCUUUGACUAAUGGUGUGAAUUACAAUUUGGAAUACUUGAACAUUUUUGAAUGAUUGAUAGGGAGUGUAUCAUUAUAACAGUAAAUAGUAUGAUUAAACAGUAAAAUAUAGGAUAUUGUCUGAUGGCAACAAGGGUAAUAUGACAACUCCAGCAUUUUUCCAAGAUGAAAGGUCAGAGGUCAAACUCCAAAGAACAUCUUACUUUGAAUGACAACUCUGUUUUUAAGCCCAACCAACCACUAGUCACCAACCAGUGAGUUACUUUACUUGGAAAUUAAAAGUCAUCCACAGAGUGUAUGCAAUACAAGAGACCACAUUUUCCCCCAACCACCCAGUGCCGGCCGCACAGAAACGUUGUUAGCCUCACAAAGUGCUAACAGUAAGCCCAGUCACAUCUUUCGGAUUGUGAAGUCAAAACAUUUAUUUCAAUGUCUAAGUAAUGUAUUGUUGUAACAUUAGGCAUCGCUGCCACAUUAUCAGUUGUAACAGGGUCUCUGUUAGCGCUAACAACGUUUCUGUGCGGUCAGUACAGGUCGCUUACACAAUUAUAUAUGACUGGUAACCAUUAAGGAGCAUAUGAAAUGACUGAAUAGAGAUAUUCAACAUGCGACUGUGGAAUUACUACCAGUUACACGUCGGGGAUCUGAUCUUGUGAAUGUGUGUGGUUUUACAAUUUUAUGUGCACAGGAAAAUUCAUAUCUACCAAUCAGUCAAAAUGCACAAUUUUUAUGCAUAGCUUCUUUCAGUUUUUUUUUUCUUGAAAGGAUUAUAUUUAUAGAGAAAGUCGUGUGAUUGUACUGCAGGUCUCGGAACAAGGUGUAGAAAAUAAUGCUAUAUUUUUGCAGAUAAUAAACGCCAGAGGUUGAUGUUUUUUCUAUAAUCAUGGGUAUGAUUUGUAUCAGGUAUUAGCAGUAAAUACGACUUAGAAAUAUCAUAUGAUAUGAUAUUAUAUGACCUGUAACAUCACUAUGCACAUGUGUGAAUACUAAUAUAUAGCCUACACCUCGUGUUGAUCAUAGUCAUGGAUAUGUGUUUUAGACAAAAAAGAUGAUUUUUCUAUCAUUUUUAGACUUGAUGUCGCGUCUCAAUGAUGUACAAGUGGCGCUUUAAAUCGCAAACUGUAAUGGUCCCAGCCUGUCCCAUGAAUUCUUCAGAGGAUAUUAGAUCUGAAGUAUAGGUCGUUAUUCUGAAGCGCACAGUUUAAUGAAAUAAAGAAUGAAUGUGUUGUAGAGAAACUUUAUUGGUAAUUAAAGAUCCGGAGUCCUAAAAGAUUUAAUAAUAA